Rangifer tarandus platyrhynchus (Svalbard reindeer) is the source of this 3141-nucleotide messenger RNA. Lineage: Eukaryota; Metazoa; Chordata; Mammalia; Artiodactyla; Cervidae. The record is from the annotation of a GenBank genome assembly.
AUGAGGUCAGAAGCCUUGCUGCUAUAUUUCACACUGCUACAUUGUGCUGGGGCUGCUUUCCCAGAAGAUUCUGAGCCAAUCAGUAUUUCGCAUGGCAACUAUACAAAACAGUAUCCGGUGUUUGUGGGCCACAAGCCAGGACGGAACACCACGCAGAGGCACAGGCUGGACAUCCAAAUGAUUGUGAUCAUGAACAGAACCCUGUACAUUGCUGCCAGGGACCAUAUUUAUACUGUUGAUAUAGACACCUCACACACAGAAGAAAUUUAUUGUAGCAAAAAACUGACAUGGAAAUCUAGACAGGCUGAUGUAGACACAUGCAGAAUGAAGGGAAAACAUAAGGAUGAGUGUCACAACUUUAUUAAAGUUCUGCUGAAGAAAAAUGAUGAUACUUUGUUCGUCUGUGGAACUAAUGCCUUCAACCCUUCCUGCAGAAACUAUAAGAUGGAUACUUUGGAACCUGUGGGUGAUGAAUUUAGCGGAAUGGCCAGAUGCCCUUACGAUGCCAAACAUGCCAAUAUCGCACUGUUUGCAGAUGGAAAACUAUACUCUGCUACAGUGACAGACUUCCUUGCCAUUGAUGCAGUCAUCUACCGGAGUCUUGGAGAUAGCCCAACCCUACGGACCGUCAAGCAUGAUUCAAAAUGGUUAAAAGAACCGUAUUUUGUCCAAGCGGUAGAUUAUGGAGACUACAUCUACUUCUUCUUUAGGGAAAUAGCAGUGGAGUACAACAGCAUGGGAAAGGUAGUUUUCCCAAGGGUGGCUCAGGUUUGUAAGAAUGACAUGGGAGGGUCUCAGAGAGUCCUGGAGAAGCAGUGGACUUCUUUCCUGAAGGCUCGCCUCAAUUGCUCGGUUCCCGGGGACUCCCAUUUUUAUUUCAACAUCCUGCAGGCAGUUACCGACGUGAUUCGUAUUCAUGGCCGUGAUGUUGUCCUGGCAACCUUCUCCACACCUUAUAACAGCAUCCCUGGGUCUGCAGUGUGUGCCUAUGACAUGCAUGACAUCGCCAAUGUCUUUACUGGGAGAUUCAAAGAACAGAAGUCUCCAGAUUCCACAUGGACACCAGUUCCUGAUGAACGCGUGCCUAAGCCCAGGCCAGGCUGCUGCGCCGGCUCCUCCUCCUUAGAAAAAUACACCACCUCCAAUGAAUUUCCUGACGACACCUUGAAUUUCAUCAAAACGCACCCGCUUAUGGAUGAGGCCGUGCCGUCCAUCAUCAACAGGCCGUGGUUCCUGAGGACGAUGGUCAGAUACCGCCUGACCAAAAUUGCGGUGGACACCGCUGCUGGCCCAUAUCAGAACCACACUGUGGUUUUCCUGGGAUCCGAGAAGGGAAUCAUCUUGAAAUUCUUGGCCAGGACAGGCAACAGUGGUUUCCUAAAUGACAGCCUUUUCCUGGAGGAGAUGAGCGUUUACAAUCCUGAAAAGUGCAGCUAUGACGGAGUAGAAGACAAGAGGAUCAUGGGCAUGCAGCUGGACAAAGCCAGCAGCUCUCUGUAUGUUGCAUUCUCCACUUGUGUGAUCAAGGUUCCCCUUGGCCGGUGUGAGCGGCAUGGCAAGUGUAAAAAAACCUGUAUUGCUUCCAGAGACCCCUACUGUGGGUGGGUAAAGGAAGCAGGUGCAUGUGCUCAUCUGUCGCCCAGCAGCAGACUGACUUUUGAACAGGACAUAGAGCGUGGCAAUACCGAUGGCCUGGGGGAUUGUCACAAUUCCUUCGUGGCACUGAAUGACAUUUCAACUCCUCUACCAGAUCAUGAAAUGUCUUACAACACAGUGUAUGGGCACUCCAGUUCCCUCUUGCCCAGCACCACCACGUCCGAUUCGGCAGCUCAAGAGGGAUAUGAGUCUAGGGGAGGAAUGAUGGACUGGAAGGAGUCACGCGACAGCACAGACUCUUUGGGGGCAGUGUCUUCCCAUAAUCACCAGGACAAGAAGGGAGUGAUUCGGGAGAGCUAUCUCAAAGGCCACGACCAGCUCGUUCCUGUCACGCUCCUGGCCAUCGCGGUCAUUCUGGCUUUUGUCAUGGGGGCCGUGUUCUCGGGCAUCAUCGUCUACUGCGUCUGCGAUCACCGGCGCAAAGACGUGUCCUCCGUGCAGCGCAAGGAGAAGGAGCUCACCCACUCGCGCCGCGGCUCCAUGAGCAGCGUCACCAAGCUAAGCGGCCUCUUCGGGGACACCCAGUCCAAAGACCCCAAGCCAGAGGCCAUCCUCACGCCACUCAUGCACAACGGCAAGCUCGCCACUCCCAGCAACACCGCCAAGAUGCUCAUCAAGGCCGAUCAGCACCACCUGGACCUGGCUGCCCUGCCCACCCCAGAGUCCACGCCAACGCUGCAGCAGAAACGCAAGCCCAGCCGCGGCAGCCGCGAGUGGGAACGGAAUCAGAACCUCAUCAACGCCUGCACCAAGGACAUGCCCCCCAUGGGCUCCCCGGUGAUCCCCACGGACCUGCCCCUGCGGGCCUCCCCCAGCCACAUCCCCAGCGUGGUCGUGCUGCCCACCACGCGGCAGAGCUACCAGCACGAGUACGUGGACCAGCCCAAAAUGAGCGAGGUGGCGCCGAUGGCGCUGGAGGACCAGGCGGCCACCCUGGAGUAUAAGACCAUCAAGGAACAUCUCAGCAGCAAGAGUCCCAACCACGGGGUGAACCUGGUGGAGAACCUGGACAGCCUGCCCCCCAAAGUCCCCCAGCGGGAGGCCUCCCUGGGCCCUCCCGGGGCCUCCCUGUCGCAGAACGGCCUGAGCAAGCGGCUGGAGAUGCGCCCCUCCUCGUCCUACGGGCUGGACUAUAAGAGGAGCUACCCCACGAACUCGCUCACCAGAAGCCAUCAGGCCGCCACCCUCAAAAGAAACAAUACUAACUCCUCCAAUUCCUCCCACCUCUCCAGGAACCAGAGCUUUGGCCGGGGAGACAACCCGCCCCCCGCCCCACAGAGGGUGGACUCCAUCCAAGCGCACAGCUCGCCGCAGCCCUCAGGCCAGGCCGUGACUGUGUCGAGGCAGCCCAGCCUCAACAGCGCCUACAACUCACUGACCCGGGCGGGGCUGAAGCGCACGCCCUCGCUAAAGCCGGACGUGCCCCCCAAACCCUCCUUUGCCCCUCUUUCCACAUCCAUGAAGCCCAACGACGCGUGUACAUAA